Messenger RNA from Acaulospora colombiana, 148 nucleotides. The record is from the annotation of a GenBank genome assembly. NCBI's taxonomy places the organism in Eukaryota, Fungi, Glomeromycota, Glomeromycetes, Diversisporales, Acaulosporaceae.
AUGUGUGUUGAACCCUUUGGUGCAGGGAGUGCCGUCUGCCCACGAAAAGUUGAUAUCGAGGAGUUGGAAAGACUCUCUAAAAAGGGUUCAAGUACUGCAUGGGCUACAAAUGCUCUCACACCAACCGAGGCUCCAGCCAGCAGUACAA